AUGCUGAAAGAGAGUUCAGUGGGGUCGAUUUUGAGCAAUAACUCAUUAACACCACCGCAGCCAAACGAGAAAUCACUCACUAUUGAGGCAAGCACGACGAAUGCUGCGUCAUCGUCUCCUUCUCAGAAUCUGCAUGGUCAUCACCAUCACCAUCAUCGAUUUGUACAUCAUCACCAUGUAAACCAAUUAAGCUCACACCAAUUGAGCUCACACCAAUUAAGUUCACACCACCAUGUAAACCCGUCUAAUCCACACCACCACCAUCAUAUUAUUCAACAGCCACAGCCACUUCCACUUCACCAUCAUCAUCAUCAUCAUCACCAUCAUCGUCCUCAAAGGCAAACCAACGGACUUGGUCAGGAUAACCAACCUAGUCCACAGCAGUUGCAUUUGAAGAUCAAUGAGAAAAUAGAGCAAGACAGAGGGAAGACAAAGAAGAGGAAGGAAGAGGAUGAAAGGGAGAGAGAAAAGAGGGAAAAGAGGGAGAAGAGGGAGGAGAGGGAGGAAGAGGAGGAAGAGGAGAGAAACCUUUUAUUGAGGAUCAGCUGUAGUACUAAUAAUGACAAACUCUCCAAGCGACGUAAACAAAACACACCAAAACUAAACAUUGAACCGAUUGUGCAGCUUAUUUCGGAACUUUUCCCAAAGAGACAAUUCCUCGGGACAAUAAUAUAUAAUCCAACAACAACAUGGGACACACUACAAACUCAAUACCUUUAUGGUUUGAAACAGGAUCUACAAAGAACGUUCCAGAAGAGUAAACAAAACUAUAGAGAUAGAUGUGCUGAAGGUGACUUUAAGAUCGAGACAAGGUAUAUACCAUGUAUACCUCCACUACCGCUUGAAUAUAUCAACUCGAUUAUUGAAGUUAUCAUCCCAUUUCGUCACAUUAUUGAAUUCAAACAAGAUUUUAGAAAUGAAAUAGUUAGUAAAGAAAGAGAAUUAUGGGGUGGAACACUGGGCAUAUAUACUGACGAUUCUGAUAUUUUGCACGUGCUAUUACAUAUGGGAUUAUUCAAUGAUUCGGUGGAUUUAAGUCAAUGGAACAAAACAUGGACACGAGAAGACAUAAUUAAGCCUCGAUAUGUGAUGCAUAGUGAUAAUGAUGAUGGUAGUACAAGCGAAGAAGCAAAAGAAAAGGAACAAGUAGAUGAUGAUGUAUAUGGCGAUUUAUCAGUUGAGAUUUUGUUGUUGCCUCCACUACCACAAUACAUUGGCUAUUUUCAAAACGGGAUAAAUGCGAGAUCUUGGAAUGUUGCAAAACACAAUGACGCUAAACAACAGGAACAUUCAGGGUUGAGUUAUGUAGUAUACAAUAUCCGAUGGUUAAGGAGAGGUAGUUAUCUUCAAUUUAGUCAGUUGAAACAAGCCUGCUUUGAUGAAAUGCAACGAGAUUAUCAGGAAAAUGAAAAUCUAAUUAAGCACCUGAAUGGCUGGUUGUUUGAUUAUAAGACAUUUAAAAGGAUUCAUGGAUAG
Lodderomyces oxycetoniae is the source of this 1476-nucleotide messenger RNA. RefSeq names its product Rxt3p (gene RXT3). Lineage: Eukaryota; Fungi; Ascomycota; Pichiomycetes; Serinales; Debaryomycetaceae. The record is from RefSeq and is a predicted model, not a curated record. Bases 1 to 1476 code for a protein of 491 amino acids. The transcript has a single exon.